AGCCAAUUCAUUUUUUCAGCAGCCUUCUUCUCAGAAUCACAGACCAUCGGUUGUAAACACCGCCACGAAUCCUCUGCAUAUGUUUCAACCCUUUCUUCCGUUUCCACGCGUACACUAACCAACAGAGACGCCACCGUAGCACGCCAGCACUCCGGGCAGUCCAGCAUCGGCUGCAUCGCACCUCUCCCAGUCCGCGGGCUCAGCAGUUGUACCACUCCGCCCACUCGCACGCCAAGUCUCCGCUACAACCUGCAGGACCGGCCCUCGGCAAGGAAUCAGUAGCAAGCUCUUUCGUUUCCAAGAUGAACCUCCGCAAUUUCAAAACCAGUGUUUAUUAUCCCUCCGUUUCCCCACAGAUUAGACUGACUCCUACCUUCAAUAUCCCACGUAUACAACACCAAAAGCCUUGUACCUCUCUUGAGGUUCCUCUAAGCAUUUGUUCCAAGCCAACUGCUAACAAAAGUCACACACUUGGAGGAUCGUCUCUACAUUUCCCAUUGCAAAAGAGAGCUCAAUUAGGCAAGACAUUUUGCUCUGUUGGGAUCUGUACAUAUCCUGAAAGUGUAAAUGAAUUUCAAUCACAUACACAUGAAGAGAAGACAGGAGUGCUUCUUUUGAACCUUGGAGGGCCAGAUACACUUCAUGAUGUUCAACCAUUCCUUUUCAAUCUGUUUGCUGAUCCUGAUAUUAUACGCCUCCCCAGGUUAUUUCAAUUCCUUCAGCGCCCAUUAGCACAAUUAAUAUCUGUUCUACGAGCUCCCAAAAGUAAGGAAGGCUAUGCUGCAAUUGGAGGCGGUUCACCUCUGCGAAGAAUCACAGAUGAUCAGGCAAAUGCUUUAAAAGUGGCACUGAUAGAGAAGGAAGUCUCUGCUAAUGUCUACGUUGCUAUGAGAUACUGGCACCCAUUUACUGAGGAAGCUGUCCAACAGAUCAAACGAGAUAGAAUUACGAGGCUUGUUGUGUUACCUCUAUAUCCUCAAUAUUCCAUCUCGACGACUGGAUCAAGCAUCCGUGUUCUUCAGAAUAUUUUUGGGAGAGAUCCAUAUUUGAGUAGACUACCUGUGGCUAUCAUACAGUCAUGGUAUCAACGACAGGGUUACAUCAUGUCCAUGGCUGACUUGAUUGAGAAGGAGGUUAAAAAAUUUCCACAGCCUGAUGAGGCAAUGAUAUUCUUCAGUGCACAUGGGGUACCUGUCAGUUAUGUUGAGGAUGCUGGUGAUCCAUACAGGGAUCAGAUGGAAGAAUGCAUUUCACUGAUAAUGCAAGAACUGAAAUCAAGAGGAGUUAACAAUGAGCAUACUUUGGCUUACCAGAGCCGAGUUGGACCCGUACAGUGGUUGAAACCUUACACUGAUGAAGUUCUUGUUGAACUUGGAAAGAAAGGAGUGAAAUCUCUGCUGGCUGUUCCAGUGAGCUUUGUGAGUGAGCACAUAGAGACACUUGAAGAGAUUGAUAUGGAAUACCGAGAGUUGGCUCUUGCAUCCGGAAUUGUGAAUUGGGGCAGGGUCCCAGCCCUCAACUGCACCUCCACGUUCAUAACUGACCUCGCAGAUGCGGUGAUCGAAGCUCUUCCGUCUGCCAUUGCAGCAGUCUCAACAUCACCCAACUCCUCCCCAACUGAAGAAGCUGACAUGGAUCCCUUGCGGUACAUAACCAAGAUGCUUUUGGGCUCCAUUUUGACGUUUGUUUUGCUCUUUUCCCCAAAGAUGCUCUCGGCAUUCAAGAAACACCUUCUUUGAGUAGGAUGAGGAGGAAGGAUUAUCAGGUGGUGCAAGGGUUUAAUCCUUUCUUAAGACGUGGUAUAUCAACACAUUAUUGUAUCCAGACAAAAUUUAAUACAGUGAAACACGUAAACGAUACCCAAAUGCAAAAGUUUUAAAACUUUCAUACGGUAUUGUAUAUAGUAUACAAAAAAUUGUGGUUCCCCAACCUAAAUAAUAUCAAGUGCAUUGAGAAAGGAUGAUUUUCAUUAAAUACCACUAUAUCUGUUCCAUUGUAAAGUUCUCAUAAGGCGGAAUAGUAUGUUAACUUUUAUACUCCGUAUUUAAUUUUAAUUGAUUAGGAUUCAGAUAAUUAUGUUAACUUUUAAUUUUAGAAUUUAAACGUGACGCAUGUUCAACUCAAUUACCAAUAGCCGACAGCGGACUAGCUAGUUGACAGUUAGUAGUCACAUUGUUAAACACCCCUAUGGAUGGACCCGUGCCGGUUCGGGCCUGGGCCCAGCCGGGUUUUUUUUGGGAAUGGGUGAA
Cuscuta europaea is the source of this 2249-nucleotide messenger RNA. Lineage: Eukaryota; Viridiplantae; Streptophyta; Magnoliopsida; Solanales; Convolvulaceae. The record is from the annotation of a GenBank genome assembly.